AUGCAAGAAAAUACCGCAGCUGCCAAAGAAAACAUACCACAUGUUAGCAGGAAAAUUCACUGGCUCACAAUUAGUCAUAUCAGGCUGUUCUGUCUCUACCUGAGACUGAACCUCUCGCGAAGAGACCGUUCUGGAGAGAUUUAUUUCUUCUGCCCUCUUACAGUGAACGCGCUUGAGGAAGGCUGGGAAUUUAUCCUUGACUCCGAAGGCCCACAGAGUGAUAAGAACCAUAUCUUCGCCGCGCAUUACCUCGUUUUUCCUAUCGUGACUUAUGAAAAUGAUCAUUGGUUUACAGUUAUCGUGUCAAGCCCCGGUGGGCUUGCCAGUGGGGAGACGCCUACGGUGUAUAUUCUGGACUCUUCCUGGUUUGAUUGGAAGAAGGAGAAGCUCUACCAGCCUAUCAAACAGGUUAUUAUUCGAGCUAUAGGUAGUUUAAACGCAAACCAGAGGGGCAUGAUUCGGUUUUACGAAGCUACAGAAGGGACGCUUCCCCAACAGUCGAAGCAGUUGUGCGGCUACUACCUGAUGUUAUACUUGGAGCUUCUGGCCGCUGAUCCAGAUGCUCUACUAAAAAGGGUGAGGGAUUUCAACACCGCUAAAACCAGGAUGGAUUAUCUAUUUGAGCCUGGGAAGAUGGACGGCGAACUAGUUGAGCGAUUUGCGGAGCUGAUUCAAGAGUUUCAGCAUGCUGAAAGGAAGCAGGGCCGCCUGGUUACCGAAUCUGGUCGUCUAAUGUUUGAUGGUGAUCUAGGGUACCUGGCACGCGGUGUGAGCUUAACUUGA
Messenger RNA from Aspergillus calidoustus, 783 nucleotides. Lineage: Eukaryota; Fungi; Ascomycota; Eurotiomycetes; Eurotiales; Aspergillaceae. The record is from the annotation of a GenBank genome assembly.